CAAGCAGAGCAAGAAAGGUGACGUGUGUGCAUGCAUGCAGGGUGGAAAGAGAAAGAGGGUUAUAUGCAGAUGUGCUCUGAAAAAGAAAUCUUAUGGUGGUUUCAUGUGUGUACCUUCACACCUUUAGUAUCUCCACGCUACAUUUUCUUGUUUUACUAUCUCCUCUGCUCCCUACUCCUCAGUCAGUACAGUCGGAUUUGUACACACUGUUUUAUUAGAUUAAAAUCCGUCUUCUUUUUCUAAAUUUGGCGGUAUGGACGUGCAUCUUUCCUUUCGGUAUUUCUCUAAGGAGCAGUACAAGAUCACAGAUUAACUUUUUGUGCAUCUUCAUAUUAAUUUCAUCGUUUUAUUGAAGUCCACAGAAUGGAGGCUGUUUCCCAGAACCUGCAAGAUCAGAUAUCAGAGCUGCUGAAGCCUCACAGAGUCUGUCUGGUGACGCCUGUUAUUUUGAACAACUCCAGUCAGCCAAGUGGAAGGUCAACCAACAGGUUUAUGGUACUGAGUCUAUGGAGAGGUUACGUGGUUAUAAACAAGCAACCUAUCAGGGUGGAGAGCACCUUUAGCUACCUGGAGAUUUGCGCCAUUAAUAUUCACAGUCACAUGAAGAUUGUGUUGGAGACAGACAGACAGACUCUGUAUUUUAGUGUGUUACACACUGAAGAUCUUGAAGCCAUGAUCAGUCACAUGACCGCCUCACUGAAGAGGAUCUUUCCUGAUUCUUCUCCAGGAAAGCUGUUGAAGACAAUUCCACCCGAUCUCAAGGACAGACUCCUCACACUGAUUGGUGCGAUAGAGGAGCAGAUGAACAGUCAGCCUGGCUACUGUGGAGGAUUCUCUGAUACCUAUGCUGCUUUGUGUGAUUUCAAUGAGAUGCCGUUUAGAGAAGAGAUUCAGUGGGAUGUUGACAACAUUUACUACAUCCACAACUGGAGACAAUUCAACCUGCAGGACUUCAGCCACUUAGACAGCAGGGACCUGGCAUUGGCAGUAGCAGCUUUGUCCUUUAACCAGUGGUUUACAAAGAUUUACUGCAAAGAUCUCAAACUGUCAGUGGAUAUCCAGCAGCAGCUGACAUACCUGCUCUCAAGAUCUCCCAGUCUGGAGGAGCUCUCGCUGGAGGCCAGUGGGCUGAAGCUGGACUUUGCAGUCAAAAUGGCUGCUGCCCUCAAAGAGCAUGCCUCGUCUAGCCUGCAAUCUAUCAACCUCUCUGGCAAUCCAAUUGAAGACAAAGGUGUAAUAGCGCUAAGUCAGAAUUUGGAGAAUCUGGAGAAAGGACUCAAGCGCCUCUCCCUGUCCAGGGUAUCGAUGACUGCCAGAGGUCUCGGCUGUCUGAGUCAGGUGUUGUCCUCCAGUCAAAGGUUCUCAACAUCUCUGACCCACCUUGAUCUGUCUGGUAACACCAGUAGCCUGGUUACUGAGGAAGCCACGUUUCUCUUCAAGUUCUUGUCCAGUACAAACUCUCUGUCUUAUCUGGACCUCAGUGAUACCAGCUGCCCUCUGGACACGUUAUUUGUGUCGCUGUCUGCUGGAUGUUGUUACAAACUGGUGCACCUUAACCUGGCCAGGAAUCCUUUCAGCCACAGAAAGGUGCAGGAGGUCACGAGGAGCAUUCAAGAGUUCUUUAGUCAGAGCUGUGAGCUGAAAUAUGUUGGGCUGUCUGCAACCAAACUACCUCCACAAGCUCUCAGGUUAUUACUGCAGGGUCUGGCAACCAACAAACGACUGUUUGGGCUGGAGUUAGACCUAAGCAGCUGCGAGCUACGUUCAGCAGGAGCCCAGGUGAUACAGGAACACAUCUCUGAAGCCACAGCCAUCAGAAGUCUGGAUAUCUCUGACAACAGUUUUGAGAAUGACAUGGUGACCCUGGUUCUGUCAGUCGGUCGAUGUCAGUCUCUUCGACAUCUUGCCCUGGGGAGAAACUUUGCCAUGAAAUCCAGAGCACUCACUGAUGUUCUUCAACGUAUAGCUCAGCUAAUCCAGGAUGAAGAGUGUCCCUUGCAGUCUUUAUCAGUGUCUGACUCCAAGCUGAAGACCGGGAUACACAUUCUGCUGAGUGCUUUGGGUGGUCAUGCUGCUCUGGUUGAACUUGACAUUAGUGGAAACUUUAUUGGAGAUACAGGAGCUAAAAUGCUGUCCAAAGCCCUGAUGAGUAAUACCAGCCUGAGGACUUUAACAUGGGACAGAAACAGUGUGACUGCUAGAGGUUUCCAGGAUGUAGCAGAUGCCUUGGAGAGGAACUUCACUCUGCAGCACAUGUCUCUUCCCCUGGCCGAUAUCACACCGAGUUACCGUAGCAACCCUGACAGAACAAAAGAGGCCCUGCACAAGAUUCAGCAGCAUUUAGACAGAAACAACCAGAGACAGUCUGACAGCAUAGAACUUCGACAAGUCUUUAGAACUCAACAGUCUGAAAAGCUCAUCCAUGGAAUGUGCCGCCAGUUAGAGAGCAGCCUUCAACGUUUAAGCCACUGUAGCAUUCAAGAGGACCAAGCUGAUGUCCUCAAAGCGCACGAGGUGCUGCAACAUGCCAGGGACUCUUUAAAGCUGCUGCCGUCGCUAUAUGAGGUAGGCACGAAGUGCGCCUCCGAUGGAGACUUUGUGAACAGCAUUCUUACUGACACGGCUACUGCACUGACCAAUGAGUUCACUAGGAGCAUACAGGAGUUGUCUCAAGGCCUGAUGAGACACGCUGAUGCUUUGUACCCACGAGUGGUCCAGCGGUCUAGUGUGUGUGAGUGUCUUUCAGAGUGUGUCUCCAAAAGAAGCACACAGACACACAUAUUCAUAAGAAGCACUCUGGUGGAGAGCACAGGGCACAUCAUCAACAACAGACUGCAUGAACUGAAGAAAACACUGACUGUCACUCUGGCUGAAAGCAUUGUGCAACAGGUGCUACAGGAUCUAAAAGUGGCACAGGACAAAAUAGAUUGUCUUAUAAAAGAAAAUACAUGCAAUACCCAGAGACUCAACAUCCCAGAACUCAAAGUGGUUGAGAGUGACUUCCCAACUGAUGACUACAGUCCAGCAAUUUGGAGAAAUAGUUUUUACUCUAAGAGCCUGAGACCCGCCUGUUCAAUUAAAAGUCUCCUGGAUGCAGACUGGGAGCAGCAGAUCAGGGACAGAGGAGCAGAGAGAGAGUGGGGAGGAGGUGCUGGAGAAAAAGACGGAGGAGGAAGGUGUGGCCUGCCUUGGUUACCAACAGCAACAUCACUGUCACUCACAGCCUCAAGCCCCACCCUUUCCCCUUCUACUUCCCCGUCCCCUCCCCCCAGGACAGAGGGGAGUAGGCGGAGGGAGGGGGAGGUGGUAGCAGCGGAUGCUGCAGAAGCAGUAUCAGGAGCGAGAGGAGCAUCGUUUAUUCCUCUUCCCAGUCUCCCCCUCUUUUACUCCUCCGCUCAAGCUCCAACGGAGGAGGCAGCUGGCUGCGGAGGCUUACACAGGCGAGAGGCUCCCUUCCCUGGCUGCUGCCCCAGCCCAGGCCCCUUCCCCAGAUCUGGAUACACUGUUUCUCCCAUGGAGCCUCUACCCACCCAGGGACAGACUCUAAGGCACUACACUGCCUCCCGACCAAGGCCACGACGCACACAUACGCAACCCCCUUCCUCCAGGCCUCAGGAGGCGGUGUCAAAGGUGGAGAAUGAAGCUAGUGAGGAGAUGGGCAGAGUGGAUGAAGGAGUGGAGGAGUUCUUCACCAAAAAAAUCAUCCCUGACUAUGCACUAAAAGGCCAGUGGGAGGAGUCAAACCCUGCCCAAGCCACUCCCCCAGAGUCAAGCUCCACCCCCUCAGUCUCAACCCUCUUGUCCUCUACGUCUGACAUUAUCACCUCCUCUACCACCACUCUCACUUCACCCUAUGCAUCCACUGACAUGUCCUUCACGUCCACUGAUGUUCCACCCCUCUCUACCUCCAUUCCAUCCACCUUUUCUUCCGUCACCACCACCACCACACUUCCCACCAAAAAUAUCAAGAAAAAGUUUGGUGACUUCUUUGCCUUCAAGAGGGCUCGAGUUGCCCGAGCCACCAAGGCAAGUGGGGGAGAGGGAGGAGGAGGAGAAGGUGUGAAGGUCAAAAGGACCUCCAUUGCAGACCUCAUUCGACCCCUCCGUGAGGCCAAAGAAAGGGAGAGGGAGAGAGAGAAGGAGAGAGGGGCAAGGUCAGUGGAGGAUGCUAACAUUUCUAAUGAUGCCACCACCACAGAAGGAAUCCCCGCCACCAGCCAUCAUCUUGCAGGCGAUGUGCGGGAAAAGAGAUCGCCUGCCCAGACGUUAACCAUGACGAUGCCACCCAGUGAGACCACUCCCUUGUAUCCCACCAUCACAACAAGCCCUGAUCUCACGACUACUGUACUUUCCAAUCUGGAGGAAGAGGCAGCUCCUGUCUUGCCAGCUCGCAUGCCCAGUCCUGUAGUCACUCGCACUCUGACUGGGCAGGACAAGCAGCUGGUAGGGACUCCAUAUGGGGAGAGGAGACUAAAAGUAACCAAGAGGGCACUGAGAGAGGGAAAGAGCCAAAGUCUCAUACUGUUGACGGGAUUAGAGACUGAUGAAAAGGAUACACCCACUAAGAAACAUGCUUCGGAGAGCACAUCUAGUUUUGAACAGAAGCUUCAGGUGAUGUUGCACAGAAUGGGCGUGGCCAAAACUCCACCUGCUGAAACCAAGAUGAGCCAGAAUAAAGAUGAAGAGCUGAGAAAGGCCAACUCUGAUGGUGCUAUUCUUGACAAACCUGAACCACCUCCCACAUACAUGAAACCCAGGACUAUGUCUACUUCAUCAGCUGAUCCCAGGUAUCCAAUCAGAUCUCUGCACCCCGUUCGACCAGAUCCUGUCCUUCCUCCAAAGCCCGCCCUCCCAGAGCGUCCUAUUGGCCCCCUGCCACCCAAACCUGCCAUCUCAGCCAGACCUCCCCUCUCCACCCUGGCUGCUGCAGGAGGAGGAGCUCGUCCCUCUUCUGCUCCUCCUUCCAGCAGCUCCACUGAGCUGCUGGAAGGAGGGAAACAUGAUGGCAGGCCAGAGGAGACUACAAGACAGAAUGGAAGCGAGGACGGUUUCCAGGGUGGAACAUCCACCGUGCCCUCUAGAAAGGAGCUUCCUUCAGUCCCACCUCUCUGGAGAAGUCCCGGCACACAGGAUCGCGCUGAAAAAGCACAAUCAGUGACAGAGGAGAGUCUUCCUAAGCCACGUCAACACAUGAAGCCUCCUCCUCAGCGUAGAGCUGUGUCUGUCCAUGAGGAUGCUUUUGCCAUGACACAAGAGCUGAAGGCAGUGUUACAGAGGUCACCCAUCCGUUUCCGAGGCAACAGAAGUGAUCUACCAUCCUGCAUUGAAGAUCCAUCCAGUGGAGAAGGACAGAGAGCCAGUGACAUGGGAAGGGAGACUGAUAAAGAUAAGAAGGGCAUUCCCCAGAAGGAGGAGCUGCAGGAAAGACGAGGAAGAAUGGGAUGUGGAAGCACAGCAGCCGAAACCAAGCACCCCCAUCCAGGAAAGGGCGAAAGCCCAGGCUCAGGGUGUCCCUUCUUUACAGCUCAAGCUCUGCAUGAAGCAGAUGCAACCCAGUUUUCCAGCCAUGCGUUUGACAAAGCUUUACCCACCCAAGAGAGGCUUCCACCACAUACCCGAACACUGGAAAAGUCUCCAGUGAUGCCCCCACCCAAAAAUACCACUAGCACAGCCCCAGCAUUGCCCCAAACUCUAGAUAAAUUACUUGUCUCCCCAGCACCUCGAGAAAAGACCCUCAGCACAAUCCCAGUCACGUCCGGAUAUUCAGACGUCCCCCAAGUAAGUCCUACAUCCCACAAGAAGAAGGUCCCCAGCCCGGUGGAUCUGAGAAACAGCACACCAGAGAAAGAGACCAUCUCUAAACAUCACACAGUGAAGGCAGAGGCAGCAGACCAAAGAACUGAGCCCCCUCUGUCUGAAUAGCAUCCACAGACUGACUUACCUGAGGAGAAAACACAUUUAGGAGGGAGAGGUCUGAGACAUCACUGAGAUCUGGAACUGAGGGCGUAUCUGAGAGUAUCUGAGAGUAGUGUGAGUGUUUUAGUGCAGCAGAUAAGUAGAAAAUCACAGUCACUAGACCUUUGUUUGUUUGUUCUUGUGGAGCCAUUGAUUUGAAAAAUCCCAUUAACCACUUGAAUUUUAAAAUUGGUCCCAACGUGGCUGCCCACUGGUAAAUUUCAGAAUUUUAAUUUUGACAUUAAAAACACUGAACAGCACUUUUUGGGAGAUUUCGAGAGGGCAGUAAAGCUGCAAUUUCAACACAAUUGAAGUAUUAAACAGUUAAUAUUGAUAAUAAAUGUCACCCUGGCUGGCGCACACAUUAACAUAAGCUGUUUAAGCUUGUUCAUUGGCAAUAACCUGCCAUCUUUUAUCAUAUCAGAUCAAGUAUAACCAGCUGUUUUGUUAAUGCAGCACUUUCAUUUUAGAAUAAUAUAUGAUCUUGCUGUAGAUAUUGACAGUUAACCAUGUCACACAGCAAUCAGGCCUUUUAAUCCAGUUCUAAUUGUUUUUCUAAAUACAGUAUUUUUUGUAAAUAAAUCAAAAUGUCAACCUGUAUUUCUGAAUGAACUAAAAGCUGUUGUGGACCUCACAGGGCAGACUGUAAACCUAUGAUUUUGUAGAACAUGAUGCAUUACUGUAGAUUAAACAAUAUAGUCUUUAAAAAACCUGCUCAACCCUAAACAUGUGCGGCGGUAAUACUGGUCCAUGUCACACUGACGGGGAACAUUUUUCUGAAAAAUCAUUAGAUAAAAAAAAUGUUACAAAUUUACUGCCAGGAAGGAGAGCAGAGGUGAAGAAGUCAAGCAACAGCAAGAAGCUGUUUUAAUCUAAUUCUGUUUGUCUUCUUAAAAGGAAGCUUUAUUUAUUUAUUUAUUUAUCUAUUCAUUCAUUAUUACUUUUUUAUUUUUAUUUUUUUGGAGGGGGUAGUAGGGGUAUAGUUUGCCAAUGAGUGGUUAACGCGUUCACUUUACACGUGAAAGAUCCCAAAACCCAGCUUCUGGGAGUACUCCUAGUGCUGAAUGCAUCAGCAGGGGCAUCUGGCAUGAACCUGGUGCCAUAUCAAACAUGUGAAUCCAUCUGCUGUGCCAACCACUUAGUACAGCAGCUCAAAAACAGGAAGCAGCUAAAAGUACCUUUACAUAAAGUACAAAGAGAAUGAUUUCAAACGUCAAAGAUCAACUUUCACAUGGUCAAACAUGUGUGGUUUGAUAUUAAGUUGUCCUCAUAUCUAAAUGUGAGGUUUUCCACCAGAGUCAGCAUUUUGAAAUUUCAAAUGGCUAAUGGGAUUCCUCAAGAGUAAUCAUAAAUGAGUAUAUCUGCACAUUUUAGUAUUUGUAUCCAAUUGUGAAUGAUGUUACUUGCACUAUUGUACUCUCCUGUAGAAUCGCUCUCAUGUUCGGAGUGUUCUCGUUAAACGUGUGAGAACCACAGGUACGGUACACCCAGAUGCUACCGACUUUUCCUGUGUGCUAGCUUCUGUGUAGUUGGUGCAUUUAUUCUGUGGGGUGGAUUUUUGAUUUAUAUUAGUUAUUUAUACAGUGGAACCACAUGAAUUAGAUUGCUGGCUUGUUAUUGCAGUCUGUGCAAAUUUACCCCAAAGAUUAAAUGUACUGACCGUUAGCUGUAGCUAGCUGGACACAUAUUCACCAACCAUGUGUCUGCUGAGUGUAUCAGUGUGUUGACAGCUCAUCCUCUCAUCUGAUGUCAAAAAUGAUCGCGCACUUCAUCCUGUUAUUUUGCUGCAGACUCAUUAUUUUUUAAUCCCAUCCAUCUUUGCAUUGAACAAUAUGCAACUGUGCCACCUAUAAAAUUCAUUUCCAUCAACCCAUCGUUAAGAGUCUGAAAUGAGCUUCAUCAGCUAAGGGACUGAAAUCUUUUUCAUGCACUUUCCACAAAAACAUUAAAUUAGUUAACAAGACAUUUCUGAGCGUACCACAACAUCACACUUGGUUUGAUUACACCAUAUCAGGCACAUUAAUAACAACUACUUAAAAUUGUUAUGAUUUCAAAGUGGAUUACAAACUCCAUGCUGAUAGCAGAUAUCUUUUCACUUUGCCUUUUUCAUUUUGUCCCCUUUUGACAAGAUGACUAGGUUUCUGGAAACUACAUUUGUACUUAAUAUCUAAUUGUGACUAAGGUUAUUUAGAGACAUUAAUUACUUCAUUUUACUUGGUCACACUGUGAGUCCAGGCAAAGGCUGGUUAGGUUGCCUUAUGUCAGUCAAAGUAACCUCUUUUGGAUUGUGCCAUGGGGGGAAAAGUAAUUAGUUACUAAUACUACUGAACUCCUGCUGAUUAAGAUCUCAUAUUGCAUAUCCUUUUUUUUAGAAGUUGAGGGAGAUGCCUCAUAAGAGGACUCCACCAUGGGGGGUUAGUGAGGUAGGUUUAAUCUGUGGGUUUGCAGUGUGCCAUGGUGGUCCAUUCCUUACUAGCCUAACAUGCUCUGGGUUGGUUAUGUUCAAGAAAAGGUAUCAAGACUUGUUCUUUGUUUGCUUUCCUAAGCACCACAGAAAGAGUAAGGUUACAACUGUCUCAUGCAGCAUAAGAAUAAAUUUAAGCAGCAUGUUUACAUAAAAAGCAAUUGUAUAGUCAGAUCUACACGUGCCUUAAUGAAGAGGCAGUGAUACUCAUGAUGAAGGCAGCAUAUUAAGUCAGAGUUUCCCUUCAGAAGCUGUUUUUUAGUUUGCAUUAUAUUUUCAAAAUCCUCAUAUUUUUUCUAGUUGUAGUUUGCUUGACAUAUGCAGUGUCCAUAUGCAACUCUAUAUACGGUUGUUGAUUUUUGGUCAUUAGUGCAAACACCACUUUUGCUAUAAACACUCAUGAAUAAGGUUCAUUUGCUGAGUUGAUCUUUAUGACAAUACUUAAUGUGAUCAUUAUUGUUAAGCUUAGUUUCAGUUACAGUCACGCUAGGUUUGGAGGCCUCGGAGCCACCAAAAUGAUUGGAUCUGUGUGCAAUCAGCUUGUGGUCAAGCCUUUCGAAUGGUCUCUUUGAAGAUGGGCUGUAACCACGUGCAGUGAGUUACAUCUUCAAAGUGACUUUGGUCCAUUAAGACAAUAAUAAAAGGGCAAUAAGAUAAAAGUCAAACUAUAAUCAGCUGCAUUUACAUGCAGUUCAUUUGUAAUAAUAUGGCAAUUACCUGUUAUAAACUGGCAAAAAUUGCAAAUCUGUUUGCUUAGUGUUGCAAAUUUCAGUGAAGUAGUGCAAGACGAAAUGCAAGGAUGGACUAGCCACUUGGAGCACAGGCAUAAUACAUGAUGACGUGAGGUGUGGCCCACCUUAAACAGUCAACUUGAUAAGCAGUUCAUGGAUUGUGCAGAAUCCAUACACAGCAGGUCCGACUCUCAGCAACAGACUCAGUCACAGUAAAUAAAUGCGGCAAAUUUACAAUUUAUAUAUUUAGGAACAAACAAAGAUGCAGCUAUUUCAUUUCAGCAUUGACCAGAAUUUUACCAAGAGCAGUGCAAAUUUGCAGCUCAAAAGUGAGGUAGCAAGUAAUGUAUUAACAAAUAUAAUACAGUGCAAAAGCAGGUUUGGCUCUUGUGUUUCUCUCUGAAAACAGAGAAAGAAACAGAAAUGAGGAGACUAAAGAAGAAUCGAUAGGAUUGUUUUAAAAGUGAGCUCUUCUGAUAGAACUGUGUGUGUGGGCCCUGAGGACCAACACUCAGGGGCGUGCAGGGUUUAGCUAGAAAAGCUGGUUUAUUACAAACUAUUUAAACCUGAAAUCUAUGCAUAGCAGCGGAAAUGUGUGAUGUAAAGAGCACAAAACGUUUUUUACUGUCAGAUCCCGAUCCGUCUGUGUUAAUGAAGAUACUGUUUCUGUCACUCUCUGGGUUUUUCUGCAGACUCUGUUGAAUUCUAGGUUCUUAUUAAAGUCAGUAUUAUGUAUUGUAACAUUCAUACAUUAAUCUAGCACACUAAUGCAGUUCCAAUAGCUGGAUUUUUAACAUAUGUGUGUUAUCAUAUAUUAAUAUGUAAUAGCACCUGUCAAGCAACGUGUGCACGCUGCAGAGAAACAAAAUGUUUUCAUUGUAUACUGAUCUCUGUGUAAAAAUGUGACUAAAGCACUGGAAUGCAGGAACAUGUGGGGCUUGGCUCUCGACACUCAGAAUGACAACUGAGUAAGGAUCUACAGGACAGAGCCAACGUUCUGGCUCUUGGCUCGCAGCUUUAAGCCAUCCACCUGUGCUGAUUGUCCACUUGUUCUGUUAACAUCUUCCCAAACAAAUGAGCGCUCAUAGCAGCAGCUAUCACACAAAUAUCAGGCAUGUUGUUCUGGCAUUAAAUUCAACACAAGUUGCAGUAAAAUGCGAGCCAUAAACCUGACUAAAUCAGGUUUGUGUGAUUCAUUAGAUUAUAUUUCCACUUGGUGGAGCAGACAAGUUGUGUUCAUCAUCAUCCGACUGACUGUAACCUGUAGUCAGUUUGUCUGCAUUUAGAAAUUAGAUCAGGGUUAUUUGGAAACCUUUUACUAUUUGAGUGUGACUGCAGUCAUUGCAAGUCUGGAGACAGGUUGACUCCCAACAGGCGACCUGUGCCUUGUGACUAACAGAAGGGUGCUGUAUGUUCAACUUCACAGCAACUACUUUCAAAUGGUUGCUGACAGCAAAAAAAAAAAAAAAAAAAUCAGUGCUGUCUCUCAGCAACUGAGUUUUUCUGCUCGCAAAAAGGCCAUCCUGUUUUUAUUCUAGUCUGACUCAGGCUUAAGCCCAACAACAAAGAAAAAGUACUUUGGGUAUGCCUAAAUUGUUUUGUAUGUUUGUGUAUUUUAUUAGAUUUCAUUUCUAAGUAACUAAGCACAAGAAGUGAAUCCUUUACAACUGAAAUGGAGGGUCUGGAGGAGGGUCCUAUUGCUUUUCCCCUUUCCAUACAGUGCACAACACAGCAUGUAACAUCUCUGCAGGACCUCAGUAGUGCCCAGUGAAAACUGCUUGGCAUUGUGCAAUCUUGCUAUGAACUCCAAACUUUAAUUCUUUGAUUUCGUCCUCCAAAAGAAAAGAACAAUAUGAGUUGGAUUUCCUCAUAAACUAGAAGUGUUCAGGGUUGUUCAAAAUCAAAUGCAUAAAACAAAAAUACCUUUCUUUUGCAGUGUUCACAUAGAACUGUCAUGCCCGGUUUCUUUGCAUUUGUCAGAUAUCGGUUGAGCCUUAUCUUUAGUUUGGAUACGUAAGGAUAGCUGAAAUUCUUCUUUAACAACAUUCAAUCAGGAGUACAGCACAAGACCUUUUAGUCAAGUACAAGUAAAAUUUAACCUCUUGAGAUCCAUCAGGUGGUUGGUGCUACUAUAUUUAGAACUUAAGUUCACUGUUUGUACCCAAAUGGAAUAAAACAACAGUGAGUUUAUACGUUUGCAAGAGAUUUGAAAGUUAAUAUCUUCUCGUUUCUGAAAGUAUGUUUGUGUUCCAUUUGGCUAAAACACCACCUAAUGCUGACCCUAUGAGGUUUACUGGUGAGCUGACCUGAGCUGUUCAGAGUUUGGCAUCAUACGUUGAAUUGUAUUGAUUUUUUUAAGGAAAUUCUGGUUGUACAAGUAUCUCCGAACAGGUGGAAAAUUAAUUCACACUUAUAUGCACUGAAAAUUAUUGCAGAUAUUUAUUUUAGUUUCUUUGUUUUCAUUUUUCUUUUUGCCUUGAUUUCACGUUAAGCCUUUUUUAUAAUCUUCAGCUGAAUACAUGGGACACUAAAGCUCUGCUCACUCAUUUUUGUGGGAUCACAUAAAUAUAUUAUAUUCAUAUAUCCAUUCAAUCAGUCCUUUAGUCAGCUUAAUAAUUUUCUCCGGAGUCACUAGAUUAAAAACAAAACUAUAUAAUCAGAGGAAAAUGUUGUGUUUCUCUCAGGGUGGUUGUGGUGAAUGAUGUGUGUUUUAUAAGAGCAGACCUCAGUUCAUCUCCCUGUGAUGUCUGACCCGAGCCUUCAUCUUAUCCUGGAGGAGAGUUUAUUUUCUACCUUCAUUGUUAUUUUUGCCUUGCACGCACAGAAUAUGUACAAAACUACAUAACACAAAGUUAUAAACAGAGUGUGAACCUAUACUUGUUAAGAUUAUUAAAAAGUUAACUGAG
Messenger RNA from Oreochromis niloticus (Nile tilapia), 12056 nucleotides. It is a transcript of the gene carmil2, whose product is annotated as capping protein regulator and myosin 1 linker 2. The record is from RefSeq and is a predicted model, not a curated record. NCBI's taxonomy places the organism in Eukaryota, Metazoa, Chordata, Actinopteri, Cichliformes, Cichlidae. Gene Ontology annotation, molecular function: protein binding. Gene Ontology annotation, cellular component: lamellipodium; plasma membrane. Bases 364 to 5922 code for a protein of 1852 amino acids. Gene Ontology annotation, biological process: regulation of Arp2/3 complex-mediated actin nucleation; cell migration. The transcript is spliced from 41 exons.